This is a messenger RNA of Oncorhynchus gorbuscha (pink salmon), 3345 nucleotides long. RefSeq names its product lymphatic vessel endothelial hyaluronic acid receptor 1-like. Gene Ontology annotation, cellular component: plasma membrane. Gene Ontology annotation, biological process: cell adhesion. Gene Ontology annotation, molecular function: transmembrane signaling receptor activity; hyaluronic acid binding. The coding region runs from base 2000 to 2905 and encodes 301 amino acids. The record is from RefSeq and is a predicted model, not a curated record. NCBI's taxonomy places the organism in Eukaryota, Metazoa, Chordata, Actinopteri, Salmoniformes, Salmonidae. The transcript has 6 exons.
UAAUUUUGAAUGGAUGAAAUAUGGAUGAAAAUACCCUCAAACCAAAGCUGACAGUUUGCACUUCAUAGUCAUUGUAUCAUUUCAAAUCCAAAGUGCUGGAGUACAGAGCCUCCCAGAAAUAUAUAUAUUUUUCAUUGUCCAAAUACUUUUGGACCUCACUAUAUGUAUUCACAAUGUAUUGUUGUUAUUCCGUGUCCUACUCUGAAUGUCAUCCUGGAGGACUGAAUGUGGCCCCAUGGGCGAAAAUGGAAGAUUCCUGAUGAGUUCCCGAAGACAAAUGUCACAGUAGACAUGAAACUAAUGUACAUCCAUCUACCACUCUGUUAUUUUAUGUUCAUUCUCUCAGGUCCAGUAAGAGGACAUCCGCUGAAGAGAUUUACAGAGAUAUUUAAAGACAUAGAUAUGUUGUUUUUUUUUAAUUGAAAUUUUUAGUAAAAUAUCUAUAUUUGUGGUAUUUAAGCAGAUACUUUUUUGGAAAAUCUAUAAUAUAAACACAUUCCAAAGUAGUUCCUCAAGUGCAAUAUUUAGCAGCUGAUGGUUCCUGUUUGUUUGUGUUGUUACUGUGUUGGUUUGCGUCCUCCGAGCCUUGAAAGAUUUCUUUAAUGUACGAGAGCACUUUUAGACAGCAUGAGAAAUCUUCUUCCCGCAUGCGUGCCAGGGUUUUCUGUUGUGUCAUUUUCGCCUUGAAAUAAAGGUGCCUUAAAACUUGCAGCAUUCAUUUCCAUAGUGAAUAAUGUAUGUCAGACAGACAGGUGCAGUUUCCAUGAAGCAAACAGGUGUGUUGGCAGAGUUCUCAUGCUAACCUCCCAAAUCAGUCGUUUCCUUGGAGGAAUGAGUGACACGGUAAUUGUAUUUUUCAGCACAGCGCUUGUUCUCUUCCUCCCUGCACUUAUGAAAAUGAAAGAUCUUUUGAACCUUUCAUAUCUCUCAGGAAACCACUUAUGUAAUCUACUUGGCUCCAUUAAGCUGUAGCUGCAGUGUGUCAAGGCUGCUUGAGUGAUUCUCUCUAUUUUAAUAUUAAAUUAAUGUCACAAAAUAAAAUAUAAAUGUUCUCUUUAGAUGUCCAUUUUUUGGGGGAUGUUUAAAUGUCAUUGACUCUUCUCAUACAGCAAACAACUACUUUUGCUUAUUUUUCAGUUCUGCCUGCGUCAUUUCCUGCUGUACUAGGUUGAGGUGAGGUGUUUGCUGGAAGUGGGAUUUCGCUGUGGGUCAGAGUCACAUCAGAGGAUGCCAGGGAUCAUGAGGUUGUUAAUGACUGAGCAAUGGGCAGAGGGAGGAAAUCAUUGUCUGAGGUGCCAAAGCCAAUAAAAAUAAACAAUUUGCCCAACAUCUAUCUGUGCCAAACACUCAUCCUGUACUCUCUUGAAAGAAUACAACUUAAGGACUAGCUUGUUUGAUUUUUGCUUAUUCUGUAUUCAUACAUUUUUUGGGGCAGUCUCCCAAUUUGACGUGCCUAUCUAUGAAAACAAAUUUCCCGCAUGUUCAAUGUUUUGAUGUUAGUAGUUUACAUGAUCAUCUCAGAAAUGUUUUCCUGAAAUUGGUGAAGGAGUUCUGAAGAUCAGUUUGGAUGGAAUCCUCCAUGCGUCUUUUCAAGCAUAAUGCGUUAUUACAGACUAUUAUGAGUAAGAGAUGUUCAUCGUAUUCUCAGUUAAUUAACUACUUCAGCAGUUUAUGCCACACUUCCGAAGCUUCUGCCCCAUGUUAUGUUAACGUCUUGCUACAUUUAUCUUAUUCUUGGACCUGGUUGGAUCCUAAAGUGCCCAUACUGAAUGGCCUGUACAACGUAUUUCCUGCUUCCCGUUCCUGGUGGUUCCGUGGCCUUGUCACCACCUUGUCUGACUGGUCAUUUAUGCAACAGCCUUGUUUACUUCAUGAACCCACCCUUCUGAUCUGAAGAGAAUCACCUCUCACUAACCUCUUCAUUUUGGCUCACAGACACACAGUGGAACACUUGUCACCCCAGUAGCUCCCAGUCCUGUGUCUCUGACCAUCGGUAACCAUGAUGCAGGUUUGGAUCCUCUCACUACUGCUGCCUCUCACACUGUCAUUCUCUGGGCUACAUGUUGAUCCUAGCAAAAUUCAUGCUUUCCCAGAGAGACACAUAGCCGGGGUGUUUCUGGUCAGCUACACAAAUGACCUCAACCAGUUUGCCUAUGCCUUUAAUGCCUCUGAGGCCAGGGAGGUGUGCUGGUCUCUGGGUGUAACCAUGGCCUCCAAUUCCCAGGUUGAGGAGGCUCAGAGACUGGGCUUGGAAACAUGCAGGUUUGGGUGGAUUGAUGAACAUUUUGCAGUGAUCCCUCGUAUUGAGGCCAGUAAAACCUGUGGUCAAAACCAGACCGGUGUCAUCAAAUGGAGAGCCUCUGUCACCAAACUUUUUGAUGUGUUCUGCUUCAAUGCUUCAGGAGCGGCCUCACCCCCCUCUACCUCCCUCUCUCCAGCCAUCAUCCAUCUUGUCCCUUCCACACAGUCCGCACGGCCCACCCCUCAUUCUCACUCCUCCCUUCUCUCUCUCAGUAGUUUUUCUGAUAACCCAGAGGAGGUAGAGGUAGAACUACCCCAGUCCAUGAGCAGUGCAAAGUCUUCAAUUGGAGCGGUGCCAAAAGCAUUACUUAUCACCUCGGCUGUUGUUCUUCUUCUGACUGCAAUGGCCGUUCUCUUGCACUUUAGAACGAUCAAUGGCCUCAAGACUAUUCUCCUCUGCUGGGAUGGGGAGCAGCAGAACGAGUACAUCGAGACAGAGGAGUGUGCAGCACACACCUGUAUGAAGGACACAAAGGAAGCCCAGACUAAGGGAGAAGCUAAGGCUGAGCCUGAGGAGGAUGUGUGCAAAGAGACCGCCAGUGACAUCAGUGUAAACAUCAGUGAUGAGACCAACACUGAUUCAGCAUCAGAGACAAAACCUUGAUGCUCUAGAUUAUGUCAAACCAAAGAUAAGGUCAGGCUGCUUUUUUAAAGUUAUGUUCCUGUUUAUGGAAGUUUUGUUUAGCAGUUUGUACAAAGUGUGCAUUGAUGUUAUUCAAAUGCAUUUAUUUAUAGCAUGGGAUGCCUUUACAAUUUUGCUUUAAAAACUGACUUUGUGUCGUUCAUAUUCAAAAUAGAUUGUUCUAGAGAUCAUCCUAUAUUUCUACCACUAGAUGGCGAUGUCGUCAAGGCAAUUAUCGCUGCAGCUUGGAUGAGUUGAGUAGCUGAAUUGAAAAUGGGUUCAUAUUUUCUGCUACACAGAUUCAUUUGAUGACUCCAGAUAAAGUUAGUCAGUAUGCCAUGGCCAUUGCAUGUGUAAAUCAUGUGUUUUAACUAAUGCCAAUCUUGAACUGAUGCAAUAAAUUCAAACUUUUUGUUUCCCUG